Molecule: messenger RNA, 1035 nt
Organism: Vicia faba (fava bean)
Lineage: Eukaryota; Viridiplantae; Streptophyta; Magnoliopsida; Fabales; Fabaceae
Source: the annotation of a GenBank genome assembly
AUGCUUCAUUUGGAGAUCAUUGGAGUAGGGCUCAAUUUUGUGGUUAUCUUGGGUUCUCCUUCUUCAACAUCGUGGACUUGUUUCGAACAAUACAAUCUUUGGCGAGAUUCAUCUUUGAGACCAAGUUCACCUGCUUCUGCUUCUUCGUGGAAUUCAUAUCCUGAUCCUCAAUUGGGUUACGGUCAGGGUGGUUAUCCAUAUAGCUAUGAUGCACAUCAGCUUUCUUAUCAACCGUAUUAUGAUACCCGGCCUCCUCCUCCACAAAAUUAUGACCAUGAGCCUCAUACUAGUGGUAGAGUGCCCCGUCAAGACGAUAAGAGAAAGUUAGAGAGGAAAUACUCAAGGAUUGUUGAUAGUUACAACUCCAUAGAUGAGGUGACUGAGGCUCUUGCACGUGUAGGCCUUGAGUCUUUCAAUCUUAUUCUUGGAAUUGACUUCACCAAGAGCAAUAAGUGGACAGGAAUGCAUUCACUUAACAUAAAAAGUUUGCAUCACAUCGGGAAUGGUCCAAAUCCCUAUGAACAAGCAAUAUCCUUCGUUGGAAAAACCUUGGCCGCAUUUGAUGAGGAUAACUUGAUUCCUAGUUUUGGAUUUGGAGAUGCAUCAACACAUGAUCAAGAUGUCUUCAGUUUCUAUCCAGACGAAAUAUUUUGCAAUGAAUUUGAAGAAGUUCUAAGUCGGUAUAGGGAAAUUGUUCCUAAUGUUCGGCUUGCAGGCCCUACAUCCUUUGCACCCGUUGUUGAAAUGGAAAUGACAGUUGUUGAGCAAAGUGGAGGACAAUACCAUGUUUUAGUGAUAAAUUGCAGUUGGCCAGCAUUGAUGGAAAUUCCUUCUCAGUAUUUCUCUACAAUAGAGCUUGAUCUACUGGGUAGUCGGAAGGCCAGUUCUCCUCAGAGAGUUUCCCCCCAACACCCUCUUACGGUUCAGCGUCUUUUACCACUCCAAAACCUUAUGGGUCAGCAUCUUUUGGUGCUUCAAAACCUUCUCAGGCCGCUCCUAGUUUUGAAUGAAGUGCACCUUCUUUCUUUGUUAUAA